Paraphaeosphaeria sporulosa is the source of this 381-nucleotide messenger RNA. RefSeq lists its product as uncharacterized. The annotation marks the transcript as partial. NCBI's taxonomy places the organism in Eukaryota, Fungi, Ascomycota, Dothideomycetes, Pleosporales, Didymosphaeriaceae. Gene Ontology annotation, biological process: mycotoxin biosynthetic process. The record is from RefSeq and is a predicted model, not a curated record. The transcript has a single exon.
UACGCCACCUCCGGCAUCCCUUUCUCUCAAGCAUCUCAUCUCCCUUUUGAGACCGUCCCUUCCUCAGAACAACCCGGGAAAUAUAUGACAGGCCUCUCCGUCUUCCAUCAACUCCAUUGCUUGAAUCGGAUUCGCAAGCUGCUCCAUCCGGAACGGUAUCCGUGGCAGCUGGCAGCGAACCUAUCGGAAUCGGAGACACGAAUUCAUGACAACCACUGUGUUGAUCUCAUUCGACAGGCGCUGAUGUGCAACGCAGAUAUCAGUCCCAUACAGUGGGAGAUGAAUGCAAAACUGGGGAUACCGCUACCUUCCGCGAGGACAGUCCAUACUUGUAAGAAGUGGAGCAGCAUUAUUUCGUGGGCGAUGGAUCACAAGAUUUGA